This is a messenger RNA of Paramecium sonneborni, 1482 nucleotides long. The record is from the annotation of a GenBank genome assembly. Lineage: Eukaryota; Ciliophora; Oligohymenophorea; Peniculida; Parameciidae.
AUGGCUGACAAAAUUAGGUAUACUUUAGAAAAGUUUAUACCAGAUCUCCUGGCUCUCCAAAAAAAGCAGGUAUUCUCUAAAGAUGAAGUCAAAGAUAUCCUCCAUAAAAGAGAGGAAUUUGAAUAUAUGUUAUAGCGUAGAACACAUAAUCUGAGCAACUAUAUGUAAUUGCUAGACUAUGAAUAUGGCUUAGAAAGACUCAGAAGAUAACGAAAUAAGGAACGUUAAAUUAAAAAGAUUACUUCUAGAGAUUAUGCAAUUGUGAAAAGAAUUAUUUAUAUAUGGGAUAGGAUUAUGAAUAAAUACAGAUACAAUAUUGAUUUAUGGAAACAAUAUUUGAGCUUUUGUUACAUUAUUGAAUCCAAGAAACAUUUCUUUAAGGUUAUUACCAAAGCUUUGAAUUUCAAUCCAUUUAAUAUUGAUCUUUGGUUAGCCGGAGCUCUUUUUGAAUUAGAAAAAGCUCAUAAUCCAAUCAAAGCAAGAAAAAUAUUUUACUAAGCUUUAAGAAUCAAUAAUAAAAAUGUAGAAUUAUGGACAAGUUAUUUGGAUUUCGAAUUGAACUAAUUAUAAAUUGGAUAAGAAUAGAAUUAAAGUAUCAAAAAUUCUGAUGGUUUUUUACCAUUAAAUACUGUUGAACCUAUUAUUCAGAUUAAAUCCAAAUAGAUUGAUGGAAUUAAAUAAAUUAUUUAACUAGCAUUAGAAAAUUGUGAUAAUUCUGAGUUAAGAAUAUCAUUUAAAAAGAUUUUAAUAAAUCAUAAUUAAAAUGAUUUAGCUGAGGAAGUUUUUCAAACAUCCUAGUUAGAUAACUCAGAAAAAAUAAAUCAAUUUCUAUUAGAAAAUUUAAAUGAUCCUUUAGUAUUUGAAAAAUUGAAAGAUUUAAAUGUUGAUUAUAAAAAAGAAUUAUUAUAAUUUUUUAGAGAUAAAGCACACUCCUUAGAUAACUUUUGGUAGCUAGCUUUUUCAUAACCAGAAAUUUAACCAAUCCUAUUAGAAGAAAGCAAAAAUAAACCUUUAAAAUUUAAAAUUUAACUACUUUCUCAAGGUCAUUUACAAAUUGAUUAAAUAAACUUAUAAGAAAUUCCAAAAUAAAAAAAUAAAAAAGAAUUACUUGAAAUACUGUUGUUAUUAGUUCAUUUAUACAAUAAAGAGUUUUCAUUUGAUAUUGCAAAAUAAAAUUUAUUAGGAUAGACUGAACUUUUCUAAACAUUUUUAGAUGAAUAUUUUCCAUUAUUAAAUAAUGAAGAACAAUAAUAGCUUCUUAACUGGUUAGAAAAAUAGAAGUAAUUUUGCCCUCUGAAAUACCAUAAAUUAAGAAAACUAGAUUUUGUGUAAUUAAUGAAAUUAACAGAAUAUCAUCCUAAUAUAGAAACAUGGAAAUUUGUUUUAGAAUAAACAAAAUAGCAAUUUCCUUAAAAAAUUACUCAAGUUAUGACAAGCAUUUAAUUUUUAGACCCUUAAAUGAGAAUUAAAUUAUUAAAAUGA